AUGGAAGGUGACUGGAUUGAGUACUAUUGUCGCGAAGGACAGUAUACGCGGGUGGUGGAAGUGGCUCGAAAGUGUGGGGGGGAUGUGAAGUGGAAGUACUAUGAAGGUUUGGGGUUAGUGUUGGGGGGUAAGUUAACGGAAGGGAUCAGCUGCCUUGAGCCGUUGUUGACUCACGGAGAGUAUGGACUGGCAGCUGCACAUCUCAGCCUCAUCGCUCAUCAGUCCUGUCAGACAGUGGACCGAGAUGCCAUCGCACAGUUGGAGUGGAAGGUGGAGGAUGUGGACAGUGUCGGGGAGCGGGGGCUACAGCUAGCAUCGUCCGCCCUGCUACACUCAGGACGACACGGUGAGGCGCGCAAGUACGUGGAGCGGCUGUUGCGGCUCAGCCCCAGCUCGGGCGCAGCGAUGGUGGUCAGUGGGUGGCUUGAGAUGGCCGACGGGAACACCAGAGCCGCUGCUAGACUCUUCAAGACUGCCCUCGGCCAGGACAAGAGCAAUGUAGACGCUAUACUGGGUGAGUUGGCAUCCCUGAGCCCAGCUGAUGGUCUGCAACUAGCCAACCAGCUGAUAGUCCGCUAUCCGCGCAGUACUCCGCCGCUGGCUGAGAAGAUGAGGCUCCUGUUGGCCAUGAAGGACUGGACACAGGCUCUGGACACUGCCUCCAGGCUGCUCACUCUGGAGCCGGACAACUUGGCAGCGCUAGAGGUGAGGGCUGUACACCAGCUGGCAGUGGCCGGAGACUACGCAGAAGCUGCAGUGGCAGUGAGGAGACACACGGCUGCGGCCGAGGCCCAGGGAGCAGACUUGUUGUGGCCGGCACAGCUUUACUCUCGACUGUGUGGCCGUAACACGACGAUACUCACCGAGACAAUCAGACUUGCCACACAGGCGACACAGUUGAAGCCUCACGACACAAGGAGUCUGCUCGAGUUAGCCACACAACACAGACUGGCCGGUCGACUGGCUGAGGCAAACAAGGCGUACCGGACGGUCACAAGGCUGGACGGCACCUGUACCGCGGCACUGUGUGGUCUCACCUUGGUACAGCUGGCACAGACUGGCCUCACUCAGCAGGUGACACAGCAGGUGGAGUUCCUGGUGGAGGUGAUGGGCACGCAGCCUAGCCCCGAGUUGUUGAUGUUACGCUGUCAGUGUGAGCGAGACUGGGGACUGCUGGACAGGGCAGUGACACUGCUGACCGCUGCUGCCUCACACCUCGCCUACGGUAGCAAGUAUCUGGCCUGUCUCAAUCCUGACCUGCUCAUGGAGAUAGCUGACCUCUACCCUGACACUGUGGAGGGAUUGGCCCGGCGAGUGGUGGUGCUGCGGCAGGUGGUGGACCAGUGUGGAGGCUUGGCGGGGGCGGUGUUGGGACUGGCUCGGGCACUGACCGCCAGCGGGGACUUGGGAGCCGCCACUCAGCUGCUAGCCAGAGUCGACCCGACCAACACGGACGCUCACCUCGUUCUGGCUCAGAUACAUCUAGCUCAGGACAAGUACGAGGAGGCCAACGCCAGCCUAGAGUUGGGUCUCAGCUACAACUUGCAGGUUCGGGAACGUCCUCUGUAUCACGUGUUGCUGGGGGCCAUCCAGCGGCACCAUGGUGACACCCAAGCCUGCGCCCAGUCCAUGCGGACCGCUCUCUCACUCAACAAAGGUGAACAGCCCUUGACCGUAAGUGAACUGGGAACCCUGUAUCUGGAACUGGUGGCGAGCUUGACCGCAGGUGGGAACACGAAGGAAGCGGCUCAAGCACUUGCCGAGGGGACCACGGCAUUGGAGGGCACAGAGCAGGAGAGUCGGCUGACAGUGGCGAGGGGAGAGUUGGCAGCAGUGAGUGGGGACUACACGGCUGCGUUGACUCUGCUGGCCACCGUGCAGCCAGGGGAACCUUACUUCCUGCAGGCUCGCAAAAAGAUGGCUGAGAUUCAUCUGCACAAGUUGAAGGAUGAGCGGGCGUUUGCCGAGUGCUACAAGCAACUGGUGACCAGCAAGCCUUCCACGGAGAACCUGCUGCUGCUGGGAGAUGCUUACAUGGCCAUCCAGGAGCCAGAGUUAGCCGUGGAGACUUACGAGAGAGCCAUGAAGAGUUCAUCCUCAGAUCCCAAACUGUCGGCCAGGCUCGGGCGGGUCCUGGUGAAAUGCCAUCAGUACGGCAAGGCCAUCAAGUGCCUCAGGGAUGCUGGUGCAGAAGGAAGCCUGGAACUGGCUCAGCUGUUGGUGAGGUUGGGACAGUUGGAAGCUGCGGAGAAUGCCCUCACUGAGGUUCCAUUGUCUGACAAGGCUUUUAUACUGGCCAAGGUGAGAGAGAAGUCUGGUGACAUCCAGGGAGCGAUGAUGGUCCUGAGGGAGGCCAGGGAAGGUCUGGGUCCUGCAGAGGUGGGGCUGAAUGCCAGGAUGUGUGCACAGUUGGCAGAAUACGCCAGCACACUGCGUGAACACGAUUCGGCCAUUGGCUUCUACAAGCGAGCACUGCAGUACCAACCCGGAGACGCACACAUGGAGAUAGCUCUGGCCAAGCUGUACAUGCAGGUGAACGAUUGGAGCUCCUGCCAAAAUGUUUGCUCCACGCUGCUGUCGCGUGACCCCGACAACGAGCCUGCCCUGCUCAUGUUGGCAGACCUGGCGUACCGCCGGGUGGACCUGCCCGCUGCUGCAACCCACUUUUCCACCCUGCUGGCCCGCCACCCCACCUACUGGGUGGCCCUGGCUCGCCUGGUGGAGGUCUACCGGCGGACUGCACAGUUAUCGCAGGCACAACCGUUCCUGCAGGCUGCGGCCGCGCUCGCUCCCGGACAUCCUGGACUCUCCUACUGCACCGGGCUUUACGAGUGGUAUGCGGGGAAUGUAAACGCCGCUCUCCAUCACUUCAACAGUGCCCGUGGGGACUCGGAGUGGGGACAGCAAGCCUUGCACAACAUGGUGGAACUGUGUCUGGCAGGGGACUCCGGGGACGGGGCCUCUGUGUCCACGGGGACCAGGCUGCUGUCCCAGAUGUCUCCUCACACAGCGGAUGAAGAGAGCAAUGUCCGGCUACUCCAGAACUUUGUGCUGCUGGCCUCCAAAGACAAGCAGGAUGUAGACUUGGCCAUCUCGGACUUGACCACUCUGGCCAGCCAGGAGAACCUCAGGGUGGGAGCGACGCUGGGGCUCGCCAACGGAUAUGUCCAACAGAAGCAGACGGCGCGGGCGCGCAACCUGCUGAAGCGUGUGGCCAGCGCGGCGUGGCUGGUGGAGGAGGCAGAGCACCUGGAGCGCUGCUGGCUUCUGUUGGCAGACCUGCACAUUCAGGCCGGGCGACACGACGCGGCCACUGAGCUGCUGCGUCGCGCAUUACAGCACAACCAGAGCUGCCACCGUGCGUAUCAGUUGCUGGGCCUCAUCGCGGAGAAAGAUCAGAAAUAUUUGGAGGCCAGCGUGCAGUACCGCCAUGCGUGGAAGCUGAGCGGGGAAAAUGACCCAGCGUUGGGGUUCAAACUGGCCUUCAACCAGGUGAAGGCCAAACGGUACGCUGACGCCAUCGGCACGUGCCAGGCGGUGCUGAAGCUGAACCCAGACUACCCUCGGAUCCGCAAGGAGAUCCUAGACAAGGCUGUGAGCCACUUGCGCACUUAGUCACUCGCCGCAACUCGAAGGUCUGACCUGUAGGUUGAGGAACACCCCUGCGUGCAGCAACGGACACGUGAUCUUGGUGCAAUUGACCAGCGAGAGUCUGCGCAAGGUCAGCGUGUGAUCGUAACAGACCUGAUCCAGCAGAGACAAGGCCUCACGAUGGUCCAACAUGAGGUCUAUCAACUCCAGAUGGCGCAGGGACUCCAGAUUACCCAUCAGCCUCUUCAGUGCCUCCAACAACUUCCCUGCGAGUCGAUAUUUUGUAAAAAUUCUGUGGAAGAAUGUCUUUAAAAACGGUUUGUGACUAAAUUUAAAAUCUUUGUGUAAAUUUACAACAAAGACUUUAAAAAAUUACUUGUUCAAACUGACGCCCCGAAUAUCAUAAACCAAAGCCCCUAAGUUAAAAAUUAAAGUUUGUAAAAAAUGUGUCUUAAGUUGCAUACAUACUUGGAAACAGUAAAUAUAAAUACUUAUGAGAGAAAUAUGUUUCUUAUUAUCAGGUGAUACAUUCUAAAAAGUGUGCCUUUUUGUAGUAAAUUAGUUAUAUGAAAUUUAUGUUACCUUUCCUAAUUAAGAGUAUAAAAAAUUUGAGCACUACUUUAUUAGUUUUGUACAUUUUCUACAUAGGUUGAUUUUUCAAAUAUGCCUAUUAUUUAUGAGUUACAGGAGAAUUGUAAGUCAGAGUUUUAUGUGCCUCAUAGUGUUUCCUGGUUGUAUAAGUUAGAAGUUAGACUGAUUAUUUGAUUCGUUUAAGCGAUGUAGGAUUUGUCACCAAAUUGUAGAAAAGUAUGUCUUUAUAAAUUUUUCAGUCACUGACUGCACAAGACUGAGUUCAUUGUUUUUUGAAAAGGAUAUUGGAAUUGUGAAUCAUUUGUUGUAGCUAGCUAUAUUAAUGUUUUUGUUACAUAGUGGAUUGUAUUAGCACAGGCAUUUAAUAUUGUGUUAGCUUUGCGCUAGACUAUAUAAUGUUUAAUAUUUUGCACAUUUAUAUUGUUACUUUAUUAAACACAUCACAAAGACUGUU
Homalodisca vitripennis (glassy-winged sharpshooter) is the source of this 4636-nucleotide messenger RNA. Its product is annotated as tetratricopeptide repeat protein 21B-like. NCBI's taxonomy places the organism in Eukaryota, Metazoa, Arthropoda, Insecta, Hemiptera, Cicadellidae. Bases 1 to 3615 code for a protein of 1204 amino acids. The transcript is spliced from 18 exons. Gene Ontology annotation, biological process: protein localization to cilium; intraciliary retrograde transport. Gene Ontology annotation, molecular function: protein binding. The record is from RefSeq and is a predicted model, not a curated record. Gene Ontology annotation, cellular component: intraciliary transport particle A.